This is a messenger RNA of Corylus avellana, 2273 nucleotides long. NCBI's taxonomy places the organism in Eukaryota, Viridiplantae, Streptophyta, Magnoliopsida, Fagales, Betulaceae. The record is from RefSeq and is a predicted model, not a curated record.
UUAAAAAGAGCAAUGUUAAAUCCAGUGUGUUUGAUAUCUCUAAUAUUAUUAUAUCAACCAAUUACUGGAUGGAUGAGCUGAUCAUGAGCAGAGGCAGGAUAUAUAGCGCUCUGCUUCUGUAAAUUGUAAUCUCAUUGCUCCUCCUCCUCCGCCUCCUCGAUCUUCUAUUGUUCUGCCCAUACUCCAUAGCCAUCCAUCAAUCUCAUAUUAAUAUAGAGAGAAACAUAAAAUUGAUGGUGGGAGGAUCAUCACCAUCAUCAUCACCAGUUUUAGGCUUUGCCUUUUAUGCUGCUUGCAUCUUUGGCCAGCUUCUUCACCUUGCUCAAGCUCAAAAUGGAACCAGCGCUGUUACAGAUCCUGCUGAAGUAAGGACUUUGAAUUCCAUAUUUCAAGGAUGGGGAAUCGAAGCAACAUCAGGGCAAUGGAAUAUAAGUGGGGAACCAUGCAGCGGAGCGGCCAUCGGCAAUGUCACCAUCGAUAACACAGCUUACAACCCCUUUAUCAAAUGCGUCUGUACAUACGACAAUAACGCUACUUGCCACAUUACCGAACUGAAGGUUUAUGCAUUGAAUGUUGUCGGUGUAAUCCCAGAAGAGCUAUGGACUCUAAAUUUCCUCACCAAUCUGAAUUUGGGCCAAAAUUACUUGACAGGUAACCUGUCUGCUUCCAUCAGCAAUCUAACUCGCAUGCAAUACCUGAGUUUUGGCAUUAAUGCAUUAUCAGGGGAGCUUCCAAAGGAACUUGGAAACCUUACCGAAUUAAAAUCAUUGUCGUUUUCAUCAAACAACUUCUCUGGCUCUCUGCCAUCUGAGCUUGGGAAUUUAGUGAAUUUAGAACAAAUCUACUUUGAUAGUUCUGGAGUUAGUGGUGAGAUUCCUUCCACAUUUGCUGACUUACGAAACCUCCAAACAAUGUGGGCAUCAGACACUGAACUCACAGGCAGGAUACCCGACUUCAUAGGGAAUUGGUCAAAGCUUAGUGACUUGAGGCUUCAAGGGAACUCUUUCCAAGGUCCCAUACCCUCAACAUUUUCCAAUUUGACUUCUCUGUCACAGUUGAGAAUAGGUGAUUUAUCUAAUGGGAGCUCUUCACUGGCAUUCAUAAAGAAUAUGAAGUCUCUAAGUUUCUUAGAGCUGAGGAACAAUAACAUUUCUGAUUCAAUUCCAUCCAAUAUAGGAGAAUACCAAAAAUUGACGCAGCUGGAUUUGAGCUUCAACAAUAUAACUGGGCAGAUUCCUGACUCCCUUUUCAAUUUGAGUUCGCUCUCUUACUUGUUUCUUGGAAAUAAUAAGUUAAACGGCACCCUGCCUGCACAAAAAAGUGCGAAUCUUCUCAACAUUGAUUUGUCGUACAAUAACUUGGUGGGAAGCUUUCCUUCUUGGAUCAGUGAAGAAAAUUUACAACUCAAUGUAGUUUCCAACAACUUCACAAUAGAAAGUUCAAACAGCAGUGCUUUGCCUUCAGGAUUGAACUGCCUACAACGAGGCUUUCCUUGCAAUCGAGGCACAUAUUAUAACUUUAGCAUUAAGUGUGGUGGUCCUCAGAUUACAUCUUCUAGUGGUAUUGUCUAUGAGAGGGAUAACGAGACACUUGGUCCAGCCACAUAUUAUGUGACCAACACAGACAGGUGGGCUGUUAGCAAUGUAGGAUAUUUCAGUGGGAGCAAUGAUCCCCAGUACACAAGGACUUUGUUAUCUCAAUUCCCAAGUAUAGACUCAGAGCUGUUUCAGACAGCUAGACUCUCUGCUUCAUCAUUAAGGUACUAUGGCUUGGGGCUUCAGAACGGGAACUACACUGUAAGGCUCCAGUUUGUAGAAACAGAUUUUCCAGAUACAUCCACCUGGCAAAGUCUUGGGAGGCGUGUCUUUGAUAUUUAUAUGCAGGGGAAUCGUUUAUUAAAGGAUUUUGACAUACGAAAGGAGGCUGGUGGAGUCUCUUUGCAACCCGUUCAGAAGGAAUUUCAGGUCCAGGUAUCAGAAAACUACCUUGAAAUCCAUCUCUUUUGGGCUGGAAAAGGAACCUGCUGCAUACCUCGUCAAGGAACUUAUGGACCUUCUAUUUCAGCCAUCAGUGCUACCCCAGACUUUACACCCACAGGUGAUAACAAACUUCCAAGCAGCAAGAAGAAUAAUAGGACUGGUCUGAUCGUAGGUGUUGUUGUUGGUGCUGGAGUUUUAAGCUUUCUGUCUGUUUUUGUGGUUUUCUAUAUUGUUCGAAGAAGAAAACAGCUUCCAACCAGUGAUGAUGCGGAGCUCUUGGGAAUAGAUGUUAAA